AUGUCACAAAAUGUGGUUUGUUGCUCGGAGUUUGCAAUCUUAGUGUCACUAUACCGAACAAAAGGAUCGCUUAUUUGUACCGCCAUGCCUUAUCCUCUGACUUGCUUUGUUGCAGCACCAACCGACUCAAAAUUUAAUGCAUCAAGGACCCAAUUAUGUGUCACCACCUCGGAAGGAUCAAUUUCUCAGUUUUGCGAGCCUUAUAUUGGCUAA
Plasmopara halstedii is the source of this 213-nucleotide messenger RNA. RefSeq lists its product as uncharacterized. NCBI's taxonomy places the organism in Eukaryota, Oomycota, Peronosporomycetes, Peronosporales, Peronosporaceae. The transcript has 2 exons. The record is from RefSeq and is a predicted model, not a curated record. The coding region runs from base 1 to 213 and encodes 70 amino acids.